AUGUAUUCUCCUCCGUCAUCAUCUCAAUCUAGAACUUCAAUUGCAAAAGGAAUUCCUUUAUGUAAACAUGGUGUUCAUGCUAAAUUACAAGUAGUCAAAAAAGGAACAAGGGUUGGUGAGAGGUUUUAUGGAUGUGCAUUUUGGCCAGCACAAGAUUGCAAAUUUUUUAAGUGGGAAAAAGAUGUAGAGUAUACAAGUGAAAUUUCUUCUUGUUUGGAAGAAGAGAAAGCUAUGUUGAUUGGCAAAAUAAGGAAAUUGAAGGCUAAGAAUGCGAAGUUGAAAGAAAGCGAAGCUAUGUUGAAAUUGAAAGUUGUUGAAUAUGUAAACGCACAGAAAGCGUUAAGUUUUGUACUUGUUGCAUCAUGGGUUUUAUUUGUAUUGUUCUUAUUUAUGUUAAGCUAA
Amaranthus tricolor (Joseph's coat) is the source of this 402-nucleotide messenger RNA. RefSeq lists its product as uncharacterized. The coding region runs from base 1 to 402 and encodes 133 amino acids. The transcript is spliced from 2 exons. Gene Ontology annotation, molecular function: zinc ion binding. NCBI's taxonomy places the organism in Eukaryota, Viridiplantae, Streptophyta, Magnoliopsida, Caryophyllales, Amaranthaceae. The record is from RefSeq and is a predicted model, not a curated record.